This is a messenger RNA of Linum trigynum, 258 nucleotides long. The record is from the annotation of a GenBank genome assembly. Lineage: Eukaryota; Viridiplantae; Streptophyta; Magnoliopsida; Malpighiales; Linaceae.
AUGUCUCCAGCCAACGCUCACUCCCUCCUCCCCUAUGUGACAUACUCUGCUCCACCAAUUGUCGCCGCCGCUUCUCCGCCUCGUCGAACCCAAAACUCCACCAUUCCUUCACCAGAUGAGGGAGGCUUUGCAAUUUCGAGUGCGAUGCCGCCUUAUCCUUAUUCUUGCACUGCAACAAGGACUCGAGAAACCACUAGCAUGGACUUGACAAAGGGUGUUCUUUUCCCUGUUCUGAAAUCGAACACCACUAGGCACUAG